Messenger RNA from Lycium barbarum (goji berry), 1088 nucleotides. Its product is annotated as protein DOG1-like 1. The record is from RefSeq and is a predicted model, not a curated record. Lineage: Eukaryota; Viridiplantae; Streptophyta; Magnoliopsida; Solanales; Solanaceae. Gene Ontology annotation, molecular function: sequence-specific DNA binding. Gene Ontology annotation, biological process: DNA-templated transcription. Bases 395 to 814 code for a protein of 139 amino acids. The transcript has a single exon.
UUCAGCUAGGUAAUAAUUGAGCCUUAUACAUGUGUUAAUACGUCAUGAAUAAUAUACCAAAAUAUAACGAAAAUGGCAAGUUAACACUGAUCGAAAGGAGGAACAAUGCUUACAGGAGACAUGGUUGAAUCUUCAACAUGAAGAACUUACAUAGCUUGAACAAGCUGCAGCUCAGAACAGAAACGGCCCAAAAGAUGAACACAAACUCAGACAACUCAUCCAAAAAAUAGUAAACCACUUCCAAGACUACACUAACAACCGUACUCUCCUAGCCCGAAAGGAUGUGUCUCCUUUCUAUGCACCUGCCUCGGGCGCUACGUUGGGGAACUCGGUCCUAUGGAUCGCUGGGUGCAGACCCUUUUCUUUCAUACGUUUAAUUUACGCUCUCAGUGGCAUGGAAACUGAGUCUCAUAUAAGUCAGUUCCUUGAGGGGAUUAAAAGUGGAGAUCUCCGGGAGUUAACAUCGAAACAAUUCACCAUGAUCGACGAGCUGCAGGGAAAGACGAUUCGAGAAGAGAGGAACCUUACGACGAGAUUGGCUAGCUUGCAAGAGGACAUGGUGGGCCAGCCGCUCGCUAGCAAGAUGAAGAAAAAGGGAGAGUGUGAGAAUGCAGAUGAACCUUUGGAUAAACAUAGUCAACACAUGGCAGGUGUAAUGGAAGAAGCUGAUGAGUUGAGGAUGAAGACGUUGAAGGAAAUUGUACUCACCAUACUUGAACCGGUUCAGGGGGUGGAAUACUUGGCCGCAGCUAAGAAGAUCAGGUUUUGUGUGAAUCAGUGGGGCAAGAAGAGGGAUCACGAGCAUAGCGAUUAAGAUCAGUACUAGCUAGUUAAUUUUGGAUAAUGCAUGUUUCUGGUUUGAUGCUUGAAUUUGUUUUGCAUGUACCACUCUGCUUUAGUUGUUUAUUUAUGUCUGCAGACUGUAGUAUCUUAGUUAUAGGGCUAAAAAACCAUAGUCUUUUUACAACUUGUGUGCUCGUUAAAAAUGUUGCUCCCAUGAUCAUCAUGAGCUGCUUUUACUUGUUAGUUAUCAACUGUAAGGUCACUUUUGUAAUGUAUUAAUUAAGUGCAGAAAAAUGGAAAGAAGA